AACUACCAGCAACAUGCUAACACAUUUGUCUGCCCAUCAUGGAAUUAAGUACCAAGAAUGUCAUGUGUUCGAUCGCCUGCGUACGAAUGUUAACGUAUCCCUUACGUUAACAUUAAGGAUACACUGAUAACGUAUUUUAUAUGCCUUUUAAGAAAAGGAGUGUUAAGCAAUAAUUUAAAAUGUUAAAUCUAGUUCAAGCUUGCAGUAACUUAAAUCAACAAUAUGUCAUCGUGGCAUACAUUACUAUUUUUCUAAAGAGGACUUGUAUGUGCAUUGUUACUUCAUUUACAAUAUCCUUUUUAAGAAAAGAUAGAUAGGUAGAUAGAUACUUUAUUGAUCCCGAGGGAAAUUCAAAAAAAUUAGUGUUAAGCUGUCAUUUAGCAUGUUCAAGUUUUAAAUGUCUAUUCCUGUUUUUAUGACUUAUUGUAUCAGUCUAAUUUAUGUAGACUAUAUUUUCUUUCUACACUAUAUCUUGUCAGGGUGGUGUUCAGUAUGUUCGAGUUGAAUAUGUUCAUAUGUUCAUUUGGUGUGUAGAACUUUUUUGUCAUUCAGUGAACUACUCAGCAAUCGAUAAGAGCAGCAAUAACGGAGUUUGACUGACGCUGAAACCAAUCUAACUAAAUAUGAAAAACAUCUUACAUUUAAUGUACAGAGGUAAAAUAUUGCUUGCUAUCGUUAAGUAGCCGACUGUGUAUAAAUGGACUGACUCACCUAAAUGUUCUACACGCACUGUGGAUGACGACGUACGCUUUAUAUGAGAUAUGGUCAAAUUGCUGAAGUAUCAUGAAGAGUCAUUGGCUAAAGUUGGAAAAUGCUGCAACCCGAUUGGCUGCAGUGGCUGUCAUAUAAUCUCUGGCAAUACAUUUAACCACUGACCUACUAACACAGAUCCAUGAGUCAGUAGCCACCUUGAGAGGAAAAAGCUUGGGAGGAAACCUACGUUCUUCGCCACAUGUAGGAUUUUAUCGAGAUCCUUAUUAGUAGCUUGUGCUUUAGCGUGUGCUUUAUCCGCGGUGUGGAAAACCGGACCAACCAUCCAUCCAAGUGGUGGCAAAGAUUUCCUCCAUCUAACUGCAUUAAUCCAAAGGAGCAGUUACUAUUGCUGUAUACAAGCAUUAUGGUGUACAGUUAAAGACUGCUGACCAUAUAUACAGAAGCCCACAGCAAUAAUAAUAUGCAAUCAAUUAAACAAGAGGUGGACUCCAGUGAGUCGUACAUUGGAGAGGAGGCACUUGUCCUAGCUGUGGCCCUUCAAGGGGCUAACAAAGACCUGAUAAGCCACAAAAUCUCUUCAAUUCCACUCAAGGCUAAAACUACCUGUCGCAGGAAAAGGGAGUUUAUCCCAGAAGAGAAAAAAGACACCCUUUACUGGGAGAGGCGUCGCAAAAAUAACGAGGCAGCUAAACGCUCCAGAGAGAAGCGGCGAAUAAAUGACAUGGUACUUGAGAACAAAUUAAUGGCCCUUGGAGAAGAAAAUGCCUCCCUCAAGGCUGAGCUGCUGUCAUUAAAACUGAAGUAUGGCCUGCUGAGCUCAGCAGCAUAUGCCCAAGAAGUCCAGAAGUUAUCCAGCUCCACUACUGCCAACCUCUAUCAGGAGUUUGCCCCGCCAAGAGCUAGCCAAGGUUCCAGCAGGGAUCCGGAGCCUCUUCUGCGCAGCAGCUGCAUAUCAGUCAUUAAGCAUUCACCUCACAUGCCUGAGACCCGUAUUACAACUCAGGGUAGCUUCAGUAUCUGCAGGUCUGUAGAGGUUAAGCAAGAACCAGCAGAGAAUGGCAGCUAUGCACAAGAGAGGAGGAGUCCCUAUGAACUCUAUAAAAAUUACAUUGUCAACCCUUUGUCUGGAGCCUGCUCCCAGCCUGCAUCAUUUCUACAGAACACCGGGUCAUCCAGUAACUCCCCCAGGAGCUCAGAUGAUGGUGCUGUGAGCAAAUCAUCAGAUGGUGAGGAUGAGCAGCAGGUCCCCAAAGGGCUGAUGUCAUCUGUAGCUGACCCAAGAAGUGUCAUUGUCUCCACACACAAAGUGCCAGAUGUUAGUUCUUCAGCUUUGCCCCAUAAGCUGCGGAUCAAAUCCAGAACCAUCCAAAUCAAAGUGGAGGCCACUGAUCCUGAAUAUGAGUCUUCUGGAAAGUCAUUCUCUCCCGUCAGUUUUUCAGAUGGAGGAUACUACCAGACCACUCAGGACUCUACAGAAUACACCCAGUCCUUCCCAUGCCCUUUGUCAUUACAGGUCACCAGUAUGCAAGACUGGACUCACCGGUCUGAAAAGUGGCAUAAAAGCAGCACAGAAACAUUACAGAAUGGCUGCAAGAGUAGCAGCCUAAUGUGUAGCCCUGUCUCAAACAAAACUGGUGUGGAUGUUAAGGAACCCUCCUAUGCACAGUCAGAUGCUGAGAACUUGUAUUUUGAACAGAGCCUUGGUGACCCAUCUGCAAAAAUGGCCUCUCUGAAUAGACUGAUCAAAACACAGCAAGGGUCAGUGAUAGAGCCAACCAAAAACACCACUGAUCAUUAUGAGUCAUUAUCAGAAGGAUGUUCCUCUAAAUGACAUUUGUAUUCUCUCCAUUUAUACUGUAUUUGCUGUAGCACUGUGUGAUUUUAGGGUUAAACAAUAUUUCCAUUACCGUAAAUUUUCAAAUGAAUGUUUCUCCAAUAAUAGCUGGUGUACCACAAACAAAAGCUGUUUGCUAAUAAAGGCUGAUUAAAAAAUAUUGAGGAGGGGUUGAAGUACAAGUACUGUAGUAGUUCACUUCAGUAUAACAUACAAUAUCACAGCACUGAUCCUGUCAGUACAUCAACAGUCAUGUCAUACUCACCACUCUGCAGAGUUUAUUUUUUUUAAUAACUACUUUUUUCACAUGUUGCCUCCAUUAGCUUUCAUGUUGGCAUUUUUCAGCAGCUGAUAAGUUACAAUAAGUAAAACUUAACGUGCUUUUUAUGUAAAUAAUCUGAGCACUAAAUGUUGAGUUUAAUUGGUGACUGAAAACAGUAUUUCUGAAUAAAUUGUUCAAUUGUCAAGUUGUUAUUAUAAAUUAAAGCGCUGAGAUGUACUUUAUAUUCAGUAUAUUCAUUGCAGUUUGUUUCUCUUUUCCUUAAAAUUGAAUUUGGUAAUUUUUUUAAAUAAUGUAGGAUGGGAUGGGAACUGGCAAAAGAAAAUAAUAUAAAGACUUGAAAUGAUUUAGAAAUGUCUCCAUUUGCACCAUUAAAAAUACUAAGUACUAAGUACUAAAGAUGUUGUUUGGCUUAAACUCUUCACUUGCCAUGCCACUGGCUCUAACUUAUGUUGCAUUGUUUACGUCACCAAAGGAAGAGCUACAUGUAAUUUAAUAUGUCCAAUCAGCAUAGCCAUCUAGUUGGCUGCAUCAGUCUACUGGUAUGUUUAUGUCGCACAGAUCUUUUAGUCAAUGGAAGUCUGGAAACAGACUUCCAUUGACUAAGAGAACAUGAAACACUGCAGCCUGUGAUUGGCCUGAAAAAUAGGUUGUAUAUGCCUUCAAGAACCCCAUUUAAAAUUGUCAGAGUUCUCACCCCUGAUGUAAUAUGGUUGUUGUACAUAUCCAUUUCUAUGUUGGUGUUGUGACAGAAACAGUGGUUGGAAAUGGCCAUUCUUCUGCUUUAGAAGGAUGUUUAAGUGUGUUUUAUUUUAUGGGUUUGGAAUUUUUGAACAAUUUACAAGACCUUUCCUGGAAAGAACUAUGUAACUUGGUACUAAUAAUAACUAAUAAUUGAACAUAUGGAAAUUUAAGUUUCCGAUUAUCACUGAAUAAUGAAUUUAUGUUUAAUUGACUUUAAAUAUUUAAUACUUCCCAUAUUUUGUUGGAGAAUAUUUCCUAUUUUCUCUAUAGUCAAUUACAAAUUAAUAACACUUUUCUAAUCUAGAGAAUUAUGGACACAUAAUAUUCAGUAUUUCUGUUCUGUCCUGAUUGACUGUGUUAAUAAACUUUAUCACUUCAGUAAUCAGUACUGUAUUUAUGUACAUGUUGAAAUCUAUGACACUGUCACUAUAUUCCAGCAGUGAGCUGAACAACCUAACUGACACCACAAGCUUCAUCAUCUCUGCUGUAGUUCAAAACAUCUAAAAGUUAUGGAGAUUGGCACUGCUACAGUACAGGUUCAGUGUUUGCCAAAUAGCCCUUGCCUCUUCAUUGGUUUUUAUUGGAUUUUUGCUGUUUGUUUAAACUUUUCAGACUGCUGGUUAAACUGAUAAUGUGCAUGAGAGUGGAUGGAGAAUUGCCAUCUGAUGGAUCUGACAAGAGUGUAACCAUAACCAUAUAUUGUAAACCUGCGACAUAUAUUCUAUUCCCAAAUUUUUACAAUUUAUAGAGAAUUAACAUUUCUAUUGUAAAAAUCCCUCCAGGGAGAAUUAUAACCUUUCAUUUCUUGUAAUUGCAGUUUUAAAUGUUAUGAAAUCUAGAUCUAUCUGGGUACUAUCAAAUGGUUUAUUAAUUUCUUUUAGUCAAUUGGGGUGAUUUACAUCAUAUGUUGUGAUCCUGUCUGAAGUCAGUGUAAAAAUACAUGCUCCAGUCAGUUUAAAGGACACCAAAUAAUGCAGUUAAUUUCAAAAGAAUAAUGUGUACAUUUGUUGCCAUAAAUAGGAAUAUCUCAUAAUCUCGAUCCAUGAUCAUGAUGGUGAGAAAUCCAUUUACUGAGCAGCCUUAAGUCCAGCUACCUGUAUCAGAACACUUUUAAAUUUACUGUAAUGGUGAGUUUUGUUUCCAAUAAAUGUCUUGUCACUGAA
Messenger RNA from Scatophagus argus, 4735 nucleotides. It is a transcript of the gene nfil3, whose product is annotated as nuclear factor, interleukin 3 regulated. The record is from RefSeq and is a predicted model, not a curated record. Gene Ontology annotation, cellular component: nucleus. Lineage: Eukaryota; Metazoa; Chordata; Actinopteri; Scatophagidae. Gene Ontology annotation, molecular function: DNA-binding transcription factor activity; DNA binding. The transcript is spliced from 2 exons. Bases 1175 to 2545 code for a protein of 456 amino acids. Gene Ontology annotation, biological process: DNA-templated transcription; circadian rhythm; regulation of DNA-templated transcription.